Molecule: messenger RNA, 312 nt
Organism: Strongylus vulgaris
Lineage: Eukaryota; Metazoa; Nematoda; Chromadorea; Rhabditida; Strongylidae
Source: the annotation of a GenBank genome assembly
AUGUCGAUUUUUCAUCGGUCCUGCAAGACGCCUGGUCAAUCGCCGACUGCAACUGAGAACACAGCGAAGUCUGUGCGGAGUUCGCUCAUAUGGCGGAUCAAAACAGAAUAUCAUCAAGAUGUUUCAUACAUUCACGCAUAUGAGGACCCAGAUCCUGUAAGAGUGGAGCCUGCAGACAUGGCGAAUCGUAAUACUUUCUCAUUUAAAAAUAAGAUUCCUAGCAUGGAUCGCGAUGUCUCCUCGAUCCAACAGCAACAAUUCUCAAGGGUGAACUCAUUGAACCAUCGACAAGUGACUGCUGCAGUGGAAUGA